AUGCAUAUAAAAAUAGUUCAAUAAUGCUUAGCUUCUUUUCUUGUGGAUAAGGAUGAAUCGCCUAUUUUAAGACUUUUAGCACUCAAAGUAUGAAUCUAACCAUAAAUUUAUGUGUAGUUCAAUAAGGAAUUAGCAGAGACAUUUAAUGAGGAUUAUAUUCAUCUUAUGUAAAAAAUUGUUCUCCCAAAAAUGGAAUAGAUUGCACUAUUCAAAAAAGAGUCAUAAGAUAGUGAUAGAGGAAAAUUGUUCUUUUUAGGCUAACAGAAACCUCAUUAAGGUAUGUAGAGUACAAAAGUAGUUAAGGCAACCAAGAAUUACAGGCAUUAGGAGAUUAAUUCUUUAGAGUGACACUAGAAUGUAUUAGAAUCUGGGGUAGAUGGUUUCCAUUAGAUAAAUAACAUCAUAGACUUAGUUUAUAUCGUGUUGCUUAUGAGAGAUUAUAUAAAAUUGGAGUUAAUUUUCCAGAAAUCCAAUAUUUUGAUCUUCAUUAAGUUCAUACUAAUUUACCUUCUACAUUUCCACCUCUUUCCAUGAUGUUACAAUUAAAAAAAGUAAUGAGUAUCCAUCUUCAUUCAACAACAAAAGAAAUAUGUAGAUAUUUGGAAUCUCAUUUACCUGAAGAAUUUCAUUAAACUUAAUAUUCAUCAUUUGCAGAAUUAUUUUAAACCAUUGUCAAAAAACAUAUACUUAACAAAAAUAGAUAGGCAAAAAUUGCAAAUAUAUUUUUGGUAAAAGAAUAGAAACUUUAAGAAAGUAAAAAAUAAGAAAGCAGUUAAGAAUAGAAUUAAAUCUAAAGAUUAUAAAUUGAAAAUUAGUAACUUUAAUCUCUUAAUAAUAUGCAUCAAUAAAAAAUGUAAGAAUUAUAAUAAUAAAUUAUUCAAACUUAAAAUUAAAAUUCCCUUUUGUAACAAUAGCUUAAAGAUAAAGAAUUAUUAAUUUAAAAAUUAGAAAAUGAAUGGAAAAAAAUAGAAAAAAAAUUUGUAUCUUUACUUGAAGAAUAUAAAAAAACUCAUGAUUCAAAAAAUCCUUACAUUCUGGCUUAAUUUGAAAAAAAUGUAUAAAAUAUAAAAUAAUUAUAUAUUAGUUAGCAGAAUAUAAAAUUGAAUUUGGUUUAACUUAUAGGGAAGUUGAUUGUUUUAAAUUAAGAGCAGAAAAUGAAUACCUAUUGAAAUAAUUAGAAGAACAAGAAGAUUUAUAUUAAAAAAUUAAACAUGAAAAAUAAGUUUUAUAUACAGAAAAUAAGUUAUUAACUACAAAAUUAUCAAAAUUAUCAUCAAAUUCAAUAAAUGAAAAUAAAAUAGAAUCAGAAAUACCUUAAGAUAUUGAAGAAUUUAAAUUUUACAAAUAAAAAUCAAAUCUUGUUUAAUAUGAAUAAACAAUGAUUUGUUAAAAGAGAUAAAUAACAUAAUUAAAAGAUCAAUUACUUUAAUUGAAUGAUAAAAAAAAUAGUGUUACAAGUUAAACAUGGGGUGUAAGUACAAAAUCUAAUUCUAGAAGAAAUAUUAAUGAAUUAUAGGCAUAUAAUAUUUAAUAAUCUAAAUAAUCUGAAAUUUAGAAAAGUCCUUAUAGAUAAUCCAAAAUUAUAAUGCCACCUAUUUUAGAUUAUGAUGCAACCAUAUUUGCUAUUAAUCCUAUUAUUUUUAAUACUAGAUUUAGAUAAGCCUGUUUUACAUAAAAAUCUAUUAUUCAUUAAGAUGAUAAAAUAUAAAUUAAUACAAACACUUAAUUAAAAAUAACAACUUUAUUUAUAACACUUAUUAUAACAAAUAAAUCAUCAAUUAAAUUAAAAAAUUUAAGUCUAAAAUUAUAAAAUACAGAAUAGUUGCAGGUUUAAAUUUUAAAUAAUUUAAAUCAUAUCAUGAAUCCUGAAGAAAGCUAAAUAAUAUAAAUUUAAAUUGAAAUUAAAGAAAUACCAUAUUCGAUUUUGGAAGCUUCACUUAUAUACAUGGAUGAAAUUAUUUAAUUUGGAAUUCCUUGUACAAUCAAUAAAUUUAUGACAUUCAAUUCUUGUUAAUAAUUACCUACAUCUUAUUUCUAUCAAAGCAAACCUUUUCUAACUGGGUUCUAGAGUUCUAUACCUAAUCUUCUCUCUGAAUUUGAGAUAGUUAGUUAAUCUGAUAAUGAAGUAUCUGUGUUAGCAUAGGUAGAAUAUUAAAAUGAAGAAUAUGAAAUUAUGAUAUCUUGUAGAAAGUCAAUGAUGUAAAUAAAAAUGAAUGGCGGAUAUAAUGAUAAACUUGUUAAGACAAUCAUAUCUACUUACUAGGGCUUAUUUUUGAAAAGGUGA
Paramecium pentaurelia is the source of this 2284-nucleotide messenger RNA. Lineage: Eukaryota; Ciliophora; Oligohymenophorea; Peniculida; Parameciidae. The record is from the annotation of a GenBank genome assembly.